This is a messenger RNA of Paramecium pentaurelia, 2843 nucleotides long. Lineage: Eukaryota; Ciliophora; Oligohymenophorea; Peniculida; Parameciidae. The record is from the annotation of a GenBank genome assembly.
AUGACAUCCAAACUUCUGAUGAUUCCAAAAACAAAAUUCAAUCCUCGGUUUCAUCCAACUUCUAGAGAAAUCGAAUUACUUAGUUAAGUCAUAAAAUUUGAGUAAAAUGUUGAUUCUAAAGUAAAAUUAAAUAAUAAUAAGGCAUUUACUUUGCAUGAAAGUCCUUUAAGUGUUCAUGGGAAAUUGCAUUUUGGUCAUUUUUACAAUAAAGUGCAUAAGGAUAUACUUAAAAGGUAUAAAUUACUUAGAGGAUACAAAAUUACACCUUCUAUGUAAUUUGAAUUAUUUGGACCAUAAGUUGAACAUGCUGCAUUCUAAUAAUUAAUAUAAAUGGGAACCACUUAAAUGGAAUAUAAUGAAAUUGCAAUAAGAUAGAUAUGUUCAAAAUAUGCAGAAGAACAAUUAAAAUCAUAUUUGGAAUAGAUUUAAAGAUGGGGUAUAUUGGAAUAAGAAAUAAGCUUAACAAUUGAUCCAAGAUAUCAAAAAUAAGUGUUAUAUUAAUUAGCUCAUUUCUUAGAAUAAAGUAUUAUAUAGAGAUAUUAUUAUUUUAGAUUAAAUUAUUAGAGAAUAAAAAAUAGUUAUAUGGUCUAAAUCUAGAUUUUCAGAAGUACCUCUUGAUUCAGUUAUUAUUUCUUAAAGGGAUGUUCCAGCACAUGCAAUUAAAUUCAAAUUUACAAGAUUAAGUCCAAGUUUUAAGAAAUUGAAAUGCUCUUUUUAUCUAGUAUUAGAAUUGCCAUCACCUUGGAAAAUUCCUAGUGCAAAAGCUAUUAAAUUAGUAGAACAAGAAUGGUUGGUGAUGAAAAACAAGGAAGCUCUUAUAAUGAGCAAGUAAUUUUUUAAUACUCAUAAAGAAGAAUUUUCAAUGUAUCAAUUUGUUGGAACAAUAGAAACAUCUGAUUUUGUUAAUUUGACUGUAGAUAAUGGAUUAAAUGAAUUUGUUGAUUUAAGAAUGAUAGAAGGAGAAGAAAAUAAUAUAAUUUGUCCUGCUCAUUAAAUGGAUGAUAUACCUAUUGCAAAAAGAUAUAAACUUGAUAGAACAGGUAUGGUAAAUGAAAAUGGUUAAUUGGUUUAUGAAGAUGAAGAAUUUGAUAUUCUAAAUAAUGAAGCAAACUAAUAAAUACUUAAAGAACUUAGAGAAAGAAAUAGAAUUCUUGAUGUAGUAAGUUCUGCAUAAGAAGUAUUUUAUCAUCAUAAAAUUACUGGAGAAUAAUUACUUUUAAGAAGUGUUCCAGGAUGGUUUUUACAUUUUGAUGAAAAACUUAUAGAUGAAUAUAAAGAAAAAUACAAUUUGAAUGAAAUGAAUACAAAAUAAAAUAAUAAAGAUGAAAUAUAUACACCAUAUAUAGAAUUAAUGGAAGCAUUAUGUGGUUAAUGGUGUAUAACUGAACAUAAUGUAUGGGGAAUUCCAAUACCAUUAUUUAAAGCUACAACACCUAAGAAAUUUUAGAAAUUAAAAAAUGGAUAUUUAUUAAAUGCAGAUAUAGUUAAAUAUUUUGCUGAUUUAGUAGAAAAAAAUGGUAGUGAUAUAUAUUGGAAAUGGAAUAUUGUUGAUUUAUUACCAGAUGAAUAUAAACCUUAUGCUUAAGAUUUAGAAAAACAUACAUGUGUUUUAAAUAGGAAUUUUAGUUUACCUCAAUAAUGUGAUUUAAUUUAUGAAGGAAUAGAUUAAAAUGAAGCCUUUUUAUUUAGUAGUUAAAUGAUGAUGAUGUUAUUUUAAAAGAAAUUCAACAGAAAAAUUCAUACACAUACUGUUUUAUAAUUCAAUAAAGAUAAAAUUAGUAAAACUAAUUGUUUUACAUUAGAAAAUAUUAUUGAAGGAUAAGUUAAAGGAAAUGAAUAAAAAUAAUAUGGAGUAUAUUAUAUUUUUAUUAUUUUUAGUGUGGUGUUGAUGUUUUAAGGGCACUUGCCACAUCUAUUAAUGAACAUGAUGAAUUUUCAUAAUUUAUGUUAGAUAAAAAGAAAGAAUAAAUAAAUUAUAUUAGAAAAAUAUAUUGGUAGAUUAUUGGUUGUUUAGAAAAUGCAUCUGUUACACCUGUUGACUUUAAAGAUUUACAUUUUGUACUUAUAAAUUUAUUAAUAUUUAGUUUGAUUAAUAUAUUUAUCAACAAUUAAUCUUAUUUGUUGCUAAUAUUACAAAAGCUUAUGAAGAUUAUAAUUUUGGAUUAGCUUAUUAAUUAUAUAUAGAUUUUAUGCAAAAUUAUGUUUCAAUAUAUGUUGCUAGUACUAGAAAUAAAAUUAUUGCAUUUCAUAGUGAAUAUCAAAAUAGUUUGUAUAUCUAUUACAAAAUAUAUGAUAUAACAUUAAAUGUUAUUUAACCAAUAUUAUGUUUUAAUGCUAGAGAUAUACAUACUAAAUUACCUACUUCAUGGCCAAAGAUUCCAGUUAGUCAUUAUUAAGAAGCAUAAUAAAAUAUUGUGACUUUAAGUUUAUUACACAAAUUAUAAAAAGAGAUUAAUACUUAAAUUGAUGAAGUUUAAGAACGUAUUAAAUAAAAAAGUAUAUCAAAAAAAUUGGAAAUUGUUUUUAUACUUGAACCUAAUACUUUUGAAUUUAAAUUAAUUGAUAUAGAUCCUGAUGAAUUAGCAUUAUUUUUUGAUUGUGGAAAAAUUACUAUUGAAACUGAUUUUUUGAAUAAGAAAAGACCAAAUCAUAUUUGCAUGUCUUCAUUUUUUGUUAAAGAACAAUUUUAUCAUCAAAAAAUUAAUUAUCAUGUUAAAUUUUAUCAAAUUAAUGAUAGUUAAUGUCCAAGAUGUCUUGAACAUAAACCUAUUGUAACAUAAAUCUGUUAGGAUUGUACAGAUUAUAUUUAAAUAGAAGAAGAAAAAUUAAAAUAAAUUAAUUGA